Messenger RNA from Aspergillus terreus NIH2624, 864 nucleotides. RefSeq names its product DUF3632 domain-containing protein. The record is from RefSeq and is a predicted model, not a curated record. The transcript has a single exon. Lineage: Eukaryota; Fungi; Ascomycota; Eurotiomycetes; Eurotiales; Aspergillaceae. Bases 1 to 864 code for a protein of 287 amino acids.
AUGGACCUUUUCUACACGAAUCAGCUGCCUACCCACACCGAAGGCAGCGAUUACAAUCUAGAAACCCACCUCGCAGUGCUGCGCGAUCUCUUCGCAGGCAAAAUCCACUCCCCAGAAACAGCCGCCAAACUAGCGUCUGUUGCUUUAGCACUCGAUGCAUCCCUCGAAGCCCAGCUCGGCCAGCUCUGGCACCUAAUAUUCAAGAUUGCAUGCACGAACUCUGAACACCAGGAUAAGCUAGUCGAUCUUCUCGUGGACAUGUCGCAUCUCCCGGACGCCACACAACCCGGUGACGAUGGACGAGAUCAGCCGUUGAUUCUCCACGAUAUGCAAGUGUGGAGGGACCUGCCACUGCUACGCUGGGAGAUCCGACGGCACUGGGAUGACUCCGUUCCGCUUCCAGGUACCACGACACCAGAAGAGAGGAACGCCGCUGUCGCAAGGACGGUGAAUGUGAAUCGUUUCGUGGCCCUUCUCGUCGCGACCGACGAGCCUGUCUUCGUGGCGGAUGCAUGGUUUGCGCUCGUGACGCUCCGGAUAGCGCUUGAGACGCCGUGGGUGCAGAUGCGGGCGGAUGAGCCCCUGGAGGCGUGGAUCCCUGCCGCAGCAGCGUGGAUUGAGCUCUUAGGCGUGGAGAUCUAUGAAUGGGACGAAGAGUAUAAGGCAGGGAUGCUGGUUGGUGCCCCGGGUUGUGGAGGGCCGUUGUGGAAUGGGAAGCACGGUUUUUCCAAGGAGCGGUGGAAACUUUGGAGAGAGAGGUUUGGUGAGGCUGCGAGGAAAGAAGAUGAGCCAGAUUAUAUCAGGAGAAUUGCUGGGGAGGCAGAGCUGAUGAUGAAGGAGGUCGAAGGUGGGGAUGUAGAGUAG